CUCCGGUUCCCCGAGACCGAGACGGAGUAGCGUGUAACUACCCUACCUGCUGGCACGUCGGUUGCCGUAUAGGGCCUCCCCAUCCCCCGCCGCCCGCGCCCCUGCGUGGGCUCGGCGCGUGGUGCUCACACACUGUCCCCGCCGCGGCGCCCGGGGUACCUAGCCUCCCCGUCUCGGUCCCCGGCCCCUGCCCUGUCGCCCGGCCGCCGGAGCGGUGAUCGCCCGCCCCGCCGUUCUUCCGUUGCCAUCACUGCCAGCACCAUGGGCAGUGAGCAGAGCUCCGAGGCCGAGAGCAGACCCAACGAUCUGAACUCCUCAGUGACCCCUUCUCCAGCUAAGCAUAGAGCCAAGAUGGAUGAUAUCGUGGUUGUAGCUCAGGGCUCCCAGGCCUCACGGAAUGUCAGCAAUGAUCCUGAUGUCAUCAAGCUGCAAGAGAUUCCAACCUUUCAGCCGCUUUUGAAAGGGCUGUUGAGUGGUCAGACAUCCCCAACAAAUACCAAAUUGGAGAAACUGGAUUCUCAGCAGGUGUUGCAGCUCUGCCUUCGAUACCAGGACCACCUGCAUCAGUGUGCGGAGGCUGUUGCUUUUGACCAGAAUGCUUUGGUUAAGCGAAUCAGAGAGAUGGAUCUGUCUGUAGAAACCCUCUUUAGCUUCAUGCAGGAGCGCCAGAAAAGAUAUGCCAAGUAUGCGGAGCAGAUCCAGAAAGUCAAUGAGAUGUCUGCCAUCCUCCGCCGCAUACAGAUGGGCAUUGACCAGACUGUGCCCCUGAUGGAAAGGCUCAACAGCAUGCUGCCCGAGAGCGAGAGGCUGGAGCCCUUUAGCAUGAAACCAGACCGAGAGCUCAAGCUGUAGAGCUGCUUCUCCCAUCCUGCCAGGCUGUUGUUCUGUGGGAUAGAGCCUGGCACCAUCACCACUACCCUGAGGACAUUUGGAACCAAAGUCAUGACGUGUGACCAAGGUUUGAAGCUGGUUGGAGGUUUUGGUACUCCCGGAAGUGGAUGUGAAGCUGUCCGCUGGCCUGAAAAUCAGACUUAGCCCUACCGGUUUCCUUGAUGCAUUUUCCUUAUGUGAAAUGAACCAAGCUAAUUCUCAGUGAUAACCGAAGUUGGAACAUUUGAAUUAUUAGGAAUUCUCUACAGAACUCAGCAUUGGGAAUUAUUUUUAUUUUGCUUAGUUUUUAUUUUAUUUUUUUUUUAAACUGAGAGUGUAUAAUCUAGUCUAGCUAGUUGAAAGAAAACAUGGAGAGAAGGGGCAAAUUAUUUUAAGAGGCUCUAUGUAGCCUUGAUGCCUUCAUGAAAUUUUAUGCAAUAGGCUCUCCGGCUGUAGGUUACAAACAUAAAGAACUAAUUUAAUCUAGGUCUGUGUGUUGUUACUAUUCUUCCCCUGACUAGUUGACAUCACAGCAGGUCUUCAUCUGGGGCACCUUCUUCCUGCCCUGAUGAAACACUGGUAUGUUUGUGUGCCAGGUGGUUGUGUCCCUCGUAUAUCAUCAUCAGGUGACUGAAGACUCCUUUCCCCUCCCUCAGCGGGCUCAUCUCCCAGGGUAACUGGAUUCCUUGAUGCAGACAUAGUUCACGUUUCUUUUUAUUACAUCAGCACUGGCAGGACUCCGAUUUUUGUAGCAAGGUUUUAACCAGCAUUUGUGGUACCUUGCAGCUUUGACAGCUGACCAUAAAGAGAGAUCAUUCAUUCCACAGACAUUUAUUAAGCCCAUUUGAUGUGCCAGGCAUUGUGCUGGGGGGAUCCAAACAUGGCUAUACAGCCCCUGCCCUCUUCUCUGAAGAGCAAAAACGCAAAACGCUGCUGAAUUUCUGUGAGAGUUUAGGAGAUGACACAAUUUGAGUAACUACACAAGUACUUAGUGCGGUACUUUUCACAUCCUCGAUGUUCUGGAGAAAGAAAGGACUGGAUGCACACACAAAGACACACAGACACACAAAUGGAAUGCAGGGAACGGAUCUAGGCAGGCGAAUUGAGACUGAGAGCCGGGAAAAAGGGAGGUUGCCGAGCCCAGGAUAACCGCUCCCUUGCUCCCUUUAUUCCUCCGAAACUCAAAAGGUGUUUUGUACAUGUCAAAAGCAGCCUUCAGUGUGUUCGUAAGAUUAAAACUCAUCCUGCGUAAUUUAGCAUAUCUCAACUAAACUCUAUCCGAUUCCAUCUUGGAUUUUAAUCAGAUACGCUCUUGGGGGGUUCUUAGAACCCAGAAUAAAACGUAUGACAUACAACAGCUGGAUGACAGAAGACACAUGAGCGUUCCAAGCUCAACGGAAAGCUUAGUUUGAAAUUCAGACAUAGGAAAAAAAGCAGCAGCAGCUUAUAGGAUUUUGUAAAGACCAAAACAGUCAAGAUCGUUCAUUCCCUCUGAGCUAGAAAGACAAGUUGGACACCAGAGCCAAGGGAAGAGGCCCAAGGGAGCAUCUGCCCUUUUCAGAGGGUGACUUCUCUGCCUUUUCUGGGAGCUGAGGCCUUUCUUUCCUCUUAGGUUGCAGGAGGAAGGUGGGGUAGAGAUAAUUAUCCAGCCUGAGGAGACACAGGUGGUCAGAGGGGGCCAUGGAAGGGUUGGAAGCAAUGAGGUAGGGCCAGGGAGCUAUACUUUGAACCUUUGUUGGGCCACACAGGUGAAAGAAGUCUUUAUAAUGCCAUCUGAUAGUCAAGAUUUUACUGGGUCUUUAAAGCAUUGCUAGAGCAAUUCAUUAGCGAAUAUACAUCAAGAAAAAUGUUCUGUAACCUAGAAACCUAUUACAUAGCUACGGUUGUUCUAGGAAACGUCAUGGGAGGGGAAGCUGCACCAUUUAUUGAAUACAUCUUUCCCCUGCUAAUUUGCAACACCCUUUCAGUCAUGUAUUAAAUUUCCAUGCAAUUGAGGAUCUAGUUCUGGAUAAUAUUCUAAUCCACUGACCUUUCUCUCCAUGCUAUUUCAUACUGUUUUUUUAUAAUACUGUUUUACUGUGAUAAUUUCACAGUGCAUUUUAAUAUCUGACAUGGCUAGACUAGGUUCCCCCUACCAUCAUUACUGUUUUUUCCUUUUUUAUUUCAAACUGGCAUGAAUGUUGAAAGACUAAUACAAUGAAUAUUUGUACCCCUUUCACCUAGAUUGACAGGAAGUGGCAUUUUUAAGCGUCCCCAUCAUUGUCCUGUUUUGCGUUCCUGGAGUAUCAGGACCCAGCCCUGAACACAGGAACAUUCCAGUCGCCUUCAAAGAACGAAGGACUGAUUGUAGAGCCAUAAAAAUAGCUCAGGACUCAGAUGCCAUUAUCUUCACUGCACUUAAUAUGGCUUACAAAUAAAACCACAGAGUGGGCUGCAAACUAAGCCUACAAGGGCUGAGCUUUCUCAGUAGGUUUCAACAGCUAAUGGUCUGAGCAUGGCAGACAGGUAGAUCGAGCAUGGCAUUAAGAAAAUUCUCAGCGAGCCAGCUCUCCAUCCAUCUCUUUUUCUUCUUGUAAAGAAUUUGGACAAAACAUGGUAUUAACUUAGAUUUGGGCCCUAAGUAGAUAGAAGCAGAGAAGUAAGAAGAACAAUAGGCAAAUUCAGUAUUUUUGGAGAGAAUUCUAGUUAAUUUAGUAUCUGUGAUGCGUGGUGGUUUUCCCACAUGUCAGCUUGGCUAAGAUGAACUGUACGUCCCAGAAUUCCCUUCCCUGUUUGUUUCUGGUUAGGGUUGGCCACACGAGAAAUUUGCGUGAGAUUUGGAAGUCAAGCAGUAACCACGCUUAUUCACUGAAAGUCAUGAAGGUCAGGUCCUGUUGCAUCACACACGUUUUCGAGCAUCUGUUGAAUUUCUGGCAUGGGCAGCAGCUGGGCCCACAACUCCUAUGGAUCUCUUCCUUCAGCUUUUCCACAUCCCAAGCCAGUUACGAGGACUGGCUUCUCCUUCAGGUCAUCUGUAGCAGCAAGGAUGAAGGCUUAGAGAUGAGGAGAGGCCAGUGUGGGUUCUGGUGAAGAGCAGAUGUAGGUUCUAGCUUGUUGCCCACAGGUUCCAGUUGUCCUUCCCCUCCCCUACUGCAUAUCCACCAUCCUUCCCAGCCACCUGCCCUGUGACUCAAGGCUUCGAACUGGUUCCUUCCGGUUUGACCCCUUGCUGAAUCUUAGAAUCACCUGGGGAUCUUGUUAAACUGUAGAUACUGAUUCAGUAUAUUUGGGGUAGGAAUACAAAUUCUCAGUAGGGGGUUGAACUGGAAUGAACCAGUUCAAGCCUACUGUGAUUCAGGUUCAGCACUGGAAGAAGAUACAGAUGAACAGAGACUGUUUUACCAGCUCCUACAAUUGCUUAGGUGUCCCUGGCAGUGCAAACAGUUAAGACGUGGCUACUGACUGACAGGUGAGAGUUUGAGUCCACCCAGAGGCAUUUUGGAAGAAAGCCUUGGCAAUCUAAUUGCGAAAAAUCAGCCAUUGAAAACCCUAUGGAGCACAGUCCUACGCAGCACACAUGGGGUCACCACAAGUCAGAAUCCACUUGACGGCAACUGGUAUCACUGGUAUAUAAAAUUGCUUAAGGUCACAUUCCUUUAACCACUUAUUCUAUAUCGUUCCUGGUGGUUCUGCUUCUCUGAACCCUGCCUCGUGACAUAGUGUUACCAGUCCUUGCCCACGUCAGUACUUUACUUGUCCCUCAGAAUCUGGGAAUCUGAGUGAUCUGCUGUGUCAGGAGAGUUAUGCUGGAUCUCCUUCUCGGUUAGUACCUGAUGGGUCUAUCUCGUCACUGUGGGAUGUUUGAGGUAUCGGGGGCAGCAUCAAGUUGUCAGACAAAGAGUCCUGGCUGGACCUUUCUGCCUGUGACCUUUGGUAAGUGCGAGGGCUGGUCUGGGUGGGCUGUCCGUCUCGUUCUGUGAUUCUGAUCCUUGAUCCCUCAGCGACCAUGAGCAUCUUCACCUGUUGUCUCAGCAGCAGUGGUUCUGGGUCUUGGUCGUGACGUUAAAUUCUGAGCUCCUGAGACAGCUUGUUUCUUACCUUUUGUUACUUACAAAUUUCACAGGUGUCCAGUGGCUCCCUCCUUUGAAGAACCUGUUUUGCUUAUCAACCUAUGGAUCUAUCAGCCUAUAUUUAUGGACACUCAAAUAGAUCCCUAUACUGCAGCAUCCUUGUUUUACUAGCUGAAGUGGAAGGCUGGUAGAAGCUGGACUUCACCCCUUGUAUUAUGUGCAUAUAAUUUACAAUAAAAAGUUGUGGCGGUUAAGCGCAAGUUAUAGAUUUCAUGAGAGCCUUUAUAAUUUAUAGAUUCUGUGUCUCAUUUCCCUCAACGGUUUAUCUGUCAGUAACUUUGUUUUUUACAUAGUGUGCUCCUGCUGCUUAGAUGAUAAACUUCUCAGAAUAUGAAAUAUAUUUUGAAGCAGGUACCUACCCAGUGUUCUCUGCACGAGUAAAUAUCUGAUGAAAUGUGUUUUGAGGAUUCCGUACCCUGAGAUGGAGCCCUGGUGGCGCAGUGGUUAAGAGCUCAGGCUGCUAACCAAAAGGUCGGCAGUUUGAAUCCACCAGUUGCUCCUUGCAAACCCUGUAGGGCAGUUCUGCUUUGUCCUAUAGGGUUGGUUGCUGUGAGUUGGAAUCGACAGCAACGGGGUUUUUUUCUUUUUUUUUUAAUACCCUGAAAUACAGAAGUGCACUCAACAAAUGAGUAAUUUUUUUUGGUGUAGUAAUUUCUGGGCAUUUCUUUGUGUUUUCCUUAGACUUACGCUAGCUUUGUUACCCUUACAUUAUAGGUGUUACAACCACGCUGUUUCCACUGACUAAUGGUUCAGGGCGAGUUGGGGGGGGGGUGGCUGAUAUGUGCCAUUUUUCUUUUGUGUUGAUUUGUAGAAUUUAUUUAGCUUUACCACUUCCCCCUAGUAAGGCUCAGGACAGAGCCAAGAACCUUCAGAAAUGAAGCUGUGAGCAAACGUGUGUUCACAUUCAAGUGUAAUUGGAAACUGUCUUCCUGAUUUGUUUUCACCUCAGCCAGACCCAACUAUGUAGUACUCGGUAGUACUGUACGGACAAAAUGUUGAUACCAAAGAUGGGGGUGGGAGAGUGAGAAGUGAGCAUUUUUCUUCCGGUGGACUUUUUAGGGGUAAAAUUUCUCCUACUCUUGAGAGAACGAAUUUGUUUUCCUUUCCCUCACCCUGACCUUCGUUCCUGUUAAGAACUACAGAGGGCCCAGAAGAGGUGCCCUUGUUCACUAACAGCCUUUGCCUUUGGAGGUAACCGCCAUGACCUUCACAGCUCAGGCCUUGUCUGAACUUCCAGUCGGUCCGUGGAGCCUGUGCAGUGGCCCUGACCCAUGCUGGAUCAGGAUCCUUCGUGUGAUAAGAGCUUCUGUUAACUGUAGGUUUUAUUUUGCUUCUUGAAGUCUGUUUUUGUCCCAUUCCUGAGCUUUCAUGUAUGAUGCUCUGGUCCUGUCAGCUUGUCCCUGGUACGGCAUAAAAUGCUGGUCUCAGUGACUACCCAGCUCUGCACACUUCAGCUUGAUAUCUGUGGCAAUGCCAGGAUGUCUUGCUGGAUUUGAUGUGCUCUGAAGCCAUGCGAGAUGCAGUUCUAAGUUGGAUCAGAGAGAACCAAAGGUAUGGUAUUACUCAACACUCUUCAUUUAAAGUAGUAUCUACUCAGCCAAGAGGUCCCUAACUGCUUGGCCCAGACAAUACUUCAAAUUGUGGUAUGCACUUAAAUAGAGUAAAACGGAUUCUUUUAAAAUAUCUUCUAAUUAGACUGCCUCUCCCGACUGCACCUAACAAAGUUUCCCUGUUAAAUAACUGUGUUACUGAAGGACAGUGUCACCAUUUGUGAAAUGGUGUGUGGGAAAUAUUUGAAUGGCAAUGUGAUAGAAUCAUUUCAGUGUUCAAGAAUGGAAAAUGCCCAAACACAUCUAGAGGAUGGCUUAUAUCAAGAUUAGUUCAUGGUGAGAAGAUAUUAAGUGUAGCUUCUACCUUGUAAAAUUAUAGUUUAUGGGAAUACAAGUGAAUGUUCUAAGUUGGAAGGGAUGCAUGGUGGCAUGGACACCUCUGAGUGAAGGAGCUCCUCUUGGGUCC
Messenger RNA from Trichechus manatus latirostris (Florida manatee), 6995 nucleotides. RefSeq names its product BLOC-1 related complex subunit 5 (gene BORCS5). Gene Ontology annotation, biological process: lysosome localization; positive regulation of anterograde synaptic vesicle transport; organelle transport along microtubule. The coding region runs from base 262 to 852 and encodes 196 amino acids. NCBI's taxonomy places the organism in Eukaryota, Metazoa, Chordata, Mammalia, Sirenia, Trichechidae. The record is from RefSeq and is a predicted model, not a curated record. The transcript is spliced from 4 exons. Gene Ontology annotation, cellular component: synaptic vesicle membrane; BORC complex; cytoplasmic side of lysosomal membrane.